This is a messenger RNA of Fulmarus glacialis (Northern fulmar), 651 nucleotides long. It is a transcript of the gene TXNDC15, whose product is annotated as thioredoxin domain containing 15. The annotation marks the transcript as partial. Lineage: Eukaryota; Metazoa; Chordata; Aves; Procellariiformes; Procellariidae. Gene Ontology annotation, cellular component: cilium. Gene Ontology annotation, biological process: cilium assembly. The transcript is spliced from 4 exons. The record is from RefSeq and is a predicted model, not a curated record.
AGCCAGGGCCGGGAGCAGGCCGUGCUGGAGACGGUGCUGCCCGCGCCCGCCGAGGAGUCGAAUAGCACCGACAGCGCCAAAGCUCCCAAAGUGAACUGCGAGGAAAGAAACAUCACUGGCAUCGACCGCUUCACGCUGCACAUCCUCAACGUGUCUCAGGACCUGAUGGAGUUCUUAAACCCAAACAGCAGUGACUGUACGUUAGUCUUGUUCUAUACGCCGUGGUGCCGCUUUUCUGCCAGUCUGGCACCUCAUUUUAAUUCUUUACCUCGAGCGUUUCCAACUCUUCGCUUCCUGGCGCUGGAUGCAUCUCAGCACAGCAGUUUAUCAACUAGAUUUGGAACUGUGGCUGUACCCAAUAUCCUCCUUUUCCAAGGUGUCAAACCUAUGGCUAGAUUUAAUCAUACAGACAGAACGCUGGAAACACUGAAAGACUUCAUUUUUAAUCAAACAGGUAUAGAAGCUAAAAGCGAUGUGGCUGUGACCGAGGAAGACUGGGAAGGCCCCCUGCCCAGCGUUCUGACCAAAGGCAUAGAUUGGCUGCUUCUGUUUUCUUUGCUCUUUCUGGCUAGUUUUGUCAUGUAUGCUACCGUUCGAACGGAGAGCAUUCGAUGGCUGAUCCCAGGACAGGAGCACGAACAUCAGGAAUAA